Messenger RNA from Polistes canadensis, 1077 nucleotides. RefSeq names its product glycine-rich cell wall structural protein 1.0-like. The coding region runs from base 1 to 1077 and encodes 358 amino acids. NCBI's taxonomy places the organism in Eukaryota, Metazoa, Arthropoda, Insecta, Hymenoptera, Vespidae. The transcript has 5 exons. The record is from RefSeq and is a predicted model, not a curated record.
AUGACAGUGUCUAUCGGUACGUCGAACAGAGCUGAUCAGGAAAAAGUUACUACCGACUAUCAGGAAGAGAGUAUAAGAUCAUUUCUUCUACUCAAUUGUUUGGCGAUAGCUUUAGCCACCUUUGGCAAAGAACACGUUCAUAUAAGAAUUCACGUGCCCGAGUUGAUUCAGCAUCAUGAGAAAAAGGUUAUCAAAUAUGAGGAACAUGGCGGACACGAUGAUAGCGGUGGGGGUGACCAUCAUGUAGAAAUAACAAGUCCAGGGAUCGGUGAUCUUGGUGGUGGUGGCCAUGGGGGAGGAUUGGGAGGAGGCUUUGGUGGAGGCCAUGGAGGUGGAUUUGGGGGAGGUCACGGUGGUGGAUUUGGGGGAGGCCACGGUGGUGGAUUUGGAGGAGGCCACGGAGGUGGAUUUGGAGGAGGUCACGUAAUAGUUCACCAUUCGUCAGGAGGAUUUGGGGGUGGUGGUCAUGGAGGAGGAGGAGGAGGAGGAGGUGGAUUCGGAGGUGGUCAUGGGGGAGACUUAGGUGGUGGUUAUGGAGGUGGACAUGGAGGAGGUGGAGGAGGAUUCGGAGGUGGUCAUGGGGGAGAUAUAGGUGGUGGUUAUGGGGGUGGACAUGGAGGUGGACAUACGGUUAGUUUGAGCGGAGGAUUUGUCACACUCGGGGGUGGUGGCGGUGGCGGUGGUGGCCAUGACCUUGGUGGAGACUUUGGUGGUCACGGUGGUUUCGAAGGUGGCCAUGGAGAUAUCAUAGAAAGCAGUCACAGUAGUGGUGGUGGUGGUGGCGGUGGUUAUGGUGGAGGUGGCGGUGGUUAUGGUGGAGGUGGUGGUGGCUACAGCGGUGGUGGUGGUUUUGAUCACGGAGGACACAGUUUUGGAGGUGGUGCUAGCUUCAGUAGCCAUGGUGGUGGUUAUGGCAGUAGUGGUGGUGGAGGUGGACAUGAUUUAGGUGGAGAUGAUCAUUCCAUUGGUUCAAGUAGUUACGGAAACAGUAUCUCCUCCGAUUUUGGAAGCAGUGGAGGAGGAGGUGGAGGUGGAGGUGGACACGGUGGUUUCUCGGGUUAUCACAAAAGAAAAUAA